CGUUCAUCGGCAAGCCGCAAACAUGAGGCCCACCGCUCCCACGGCGCUACUCAGCGCCUUUCAAGGCCUUAGAAUAUCUGCGACGCCGUCAGCCAGCCCCCUCAGGGCCGCGAUCCGACCUCAAUUGACGAAGCCGCUGGUCGCAUCCCAGAACCUCCGCGAUGCUCGCCCAUUUUCCACAACACCUGCAGCGCAGGGCAAUUGGCUCGAACCCUCGAUCGACCGAACAAAGAAGAUGAUGAAGGGACGCCCCCGUGUGGCCACGGGAGGAUCGACCAAGGGCACAACUGUCAUCUGGGGUGACUACGGCCUCAGGAUGAAGGACCACCACCGAAGAAUCAGCGCGAAGCAGCUCAAGAACGCCGAAGAUACGAUUAAGAUGAGACUACGUGGCCAAAAGUACCGGAUGUACAAGAGAGUGUGCUGCAACGUCGGUGUCUAUGUGUCGGGUAACGAGAUGCGUAUGGGUAAGGGAAAGGGUUCUUUCGAUCAUUGGGCGGCUCGUGUUGCUGUCAAUCAGAUCGUUUUCGAAAUCAGAGGAAUGCUUCACGAGGCAGUUGCGAAGGACGCCUUCCGUCUGGCGGGUAACAAGUUGCCCGGUCAAUGGGAGUUUGUACACAAGGGAGCGGCUCCUGUUGUUGGUAUUACGAAGCUUGAGAACGGUGUUACGUUGGAGGAUCUGAAGAGACCAAGAAAGGUGAUCGCGCCUGAGGACUUGCUGGCCGAGGCAACGAGCAAGCCCACCAGCGCGGCAUCUACCACAACGCCGUCUGCAAAGCCCUAGAGUUUUGGAUGAGACUGGUUGUAACAUUUACCGCUCUUCACAAUGAGAUGUGCUAGGCGCAAUCUCGAGUUCAUGGAGUGGCUGUACUAUAGAUGACCAUACUAGAUGGCGAGGUGUCAUUGCGGCUGUACAAAUAAAGGAAAAUACCUUUCAAAUCCA
This is a messenger RNA of Colletotrichum phormii, 943 nucleotides long. Its product is annotated as ribosomal protein L16p/L10e. Gene Ontology annotation, molecular function: structural constituent of ribosome; rRNA binding. Gene Ontology annotation, cellular component: ribosome; mitochondrial large ribosomal subunit. The record is from RefSeq and is a predicted model, not a curated record. Bases 23 to 784 code for a protein of 253 amino acids. NCBI's taxonomy places the organism in Eukaryota, Fungi, Ascomycota, Sordariomycetes, Glomerellales, Glomerellaceae. Gene Ontology annotation, biological process: mitochondrial translation. The transcript is spliced from 3 exons.